Molecule: messenger RNA, 8606 nt
Organism: Bicyclus anynana (squinting bush brown)
Lineage: Eukaryota; Metazoa; Arthropoda; Insecta; Lepidoptera; Nymphalidae
Product: small subunit processome component 20 homolog
Exons: 14
Coding region: 180-8492 (2770 amino acids)
Cellular component (GO): 90S preribosome; small-subunit processome; nucleolus
Source: RefSeq, a predicted model, not a curated record
AAAUGUCAAUGUCAAACACACGUGUUUACCUUGAAUUGAAGUUGUAUGUAAUUCAACGCAAGUUGUAAAUUCAGUGAUAAAGUUUAAAAACUAUGCAAUUUCUUAAUAAUUUAAGUUAACUAGACUAGACUUGCAUACAAACCAUUAUAGAUGAUACUACCUGCGUUUAAAAAUUAACCAUGAAAAGCAAACCUGUAAAGCACAAAACUACGAACACAUUUCGUUUUGUACCAUUCGCUGAACGAAUAAAUGCAAUUGACAUCCGUCAUGCUGCACUAUACCACAUCGAGCAUGUGAAUGCUAGUCAGCCAAAUGCUAAUGAGAGUCACUUCUAUGUGGCCCUACAGAAAUGGCAUGGUCUGAACUUGACAGAGAAAUUCAAAAAGUUCAAGAAACAAGUCUAUGGCAUAGUUACUGUACCACAAUUGGUACACAAGAAGGAUGAGGUUCUUCAAUUGUUGGAAAGCUAUUUAAAAUUAGAAGACCAGCUUUGUUUGCAACCAUUGCUAGAAAUAUUAGUAUCUGUAGCAAAGGACCUCAGGAUAGAUUUCUAUCCAUAUUUUCCAAAGUUUUUAGACAUAUUAAUCAACUUAUUAAACACAAAAGAUGCUGAAAGGCUAGAAUGGACCCUAGUGUGUUUAGCCUUUUUGUUCAAGACAUUAAAGCCAUAUUUGAAAAAGGACAUUGGUGUUGUUCUUACAAGAAUUAUACCUUUGCUAAGUGAGACUCAGCCGCAGUAUAUAAAUAAUUUUGCUGCUGAAAGUUUUGCAUUUGUCACUAGAGAUGUAAGAGACAAGAAGAAGUUUAUUGAAAUAAUUCUAGAUUACCUGAAGACUAAUGAUAGUGCUAUAACAGGUUGUGGACAUUUAAUAUUUGAAAUAGUUAGAGGAGUUGGGAAUAAAUUUCACAGUUGUAUAGAAAGCUUUCUGCCAAUUCUAUUGCAACAUCUUGUAGAGAAAAAAGAGCAUCAAGAAAUUAUGUUUAAAGUUCUGACACAAACAUUCGAGGACUGCUUACAAAGCAUAUCCGCUAAAGAGUUCCAUAUUUUCUGGACUAGUAUACACAAAUUUACUGAAGACAUACUAAAGGGAGAAGAAAAUGAAACAGGACUUGAAUAUGUUUUAAGAUUAGCUGGACAAGUUAUAGAACAUCAGCAUGGAAAGUACUUAACUAACCCACCACAGUUUGCAUUACUAUUAGUAAAAAUAAUUUGUGAACAAUCUUCAGAAACAAUAUUGGAAGUGUGUUCCCAAAUUGGUGCUCUUAUGUUACUUUCAAAUAACAUUUCUCUGUCUCAAGAACAUGCAGGGGUUAUAGUAAAAGUGCUUCUGCCAUUGCCUUUUCCAAAUAUCCUAAUAAAUUUUGUACAAAAUGUCAUUCAUUAUUCACAAUUUGAUAUGCACAUACUUCCAGCAUUUAUUAAGUUUGUAGUGCAGUCAAAUUUUGAUAGUGAUGCAAUGUCAACAUUGUCUAAAAUCUGCCUUACAAAGUCACCUUUAUCGAAGAGUGGAUUGAAAUUAUUUGAAUGGGUAAAAUAUCCAAUUGAUUUUGGUACUGGACUUACAUUUUUAAUGGAACAUGUUGAAAAUGUUCUAAAUAGCAGUUUAGAGGACAUUGAAGAAGAUCCACUUAAAUUAAUGAAUUUAUUGUUUUGUUUACCACACAUAGAAAAGUUAGAUGUUGACUUUUGUAUUAAGAAGUUGAGUGGACUCAUAUCAAAGUUUUUACAAGUGUUGUCAAGUUAUUGUUUAGAAGAGCAAGUAAAUGAAAAUAAAUUACAAUGUGAUGUUACACCAUUAUCUAAAUGUGCUAGAAAAAUUAUAUUUCUGAUGGCUAGCACUUUAGAAUGUGCUAUUCAUAUAUCCAGUUGUAAAAAGUUGAAAGAUAUAUGUGAUAUUGAAACUUUACUACCAAUCAUAUUACCUUGUGCUGCUGAUCCUAAUUAUAUUGUUGCAUUGAAUCUGUUGGAUUUAUAUUUAACAGCAUAUGAACAUGAAAAUGGUUUGUCAUAUGCAUUCUUAUCAUUAGUAGAUUCAUAUCUAAGACCAAAUGUAUCAUCGCCAUUUCAUAUUGUAAGACUUCUGACUACCCACAUCUAUAAAUUAUUUGAAAACAUUGAGGAGCUCAAUAAAACUGUACAAGUCAGUGGUGGUACUGAAAGGUUUUCAGUAUUUAGCAAAUGUUAUGCAGUUGAAUCUAUCUCACCCUCUAUACAAGAAUAUAGAUUGCAGUUAAAUUUAUUACAAAAAGUUGCUUUUAACACAACACAAUAUGAGCUAGCAAAAGAAACUGAUUAUCAUCUUUAUGCUCUGAAUUAUAUGUUAGGGGUUUUGUACAUCAAUUUCAAGCUACUUUGGGAACCUGUAGUUGAGUUUAUUGCAGGUUACGGCAAUGCUUUAAAUGCAGAUGAAUUUUGGCCUACAUUUUAUAAAGCACUGGAAUCUUCAUUUGUUAAUGCAAAAAAUAAUCUCAAGAUAUUUACAUUUGAACAUGACAUGGAAACUGAAAAUAAAGUUUUAAAAGAUCUGUAUAUAGAAUAUACUAGUAUAGCUGAAAGGCCAGAUGUUCAUAAUUAUAGAAACCUAGUUUUGAAAAUAAUGUCAAACUGUAUUCAAGUGUGUGAAGCAAGGAACAGAGAUGUUGUUGUCCUUUUUUUGAAGUUCAUAGAUGAGGAAUAUAAAGUAAAUAGUACUGGAAACACUUUAAAAAUUGACAUUGAAGCACAUGAUAAGGAAACAAUUGACAAAGAAAAGACACAAGAAGAACUAACGCCUGAAGCUUAUGAUACAGAAGAAAUAAUUGAAGAAGUUCCAGAAAUAGAAAUCAGAGAUUCAGUUUCUGGUAAAAUUAUAUUUAAAACGCUAAUCAAUAUUAUGCAAGUGUUGUCCCAAUUUAAAAAUCCUAGGGCACUUCACAAAGAACCUGUUUUCUGGGAGUUAUAUAUGGAUUUUUUAAAAAGCAAGAAUCCCGGCCUGCAAAAGUAUGCUUUAGAUUGUGUAUUAAAUUACAAAAAUAAGAGUGUCACUCCAUACAAAGUAAAUUUAUACAAUUUAGUUGACGAAAAUAAAUUUAAAGAUGAACUAACUCAGUUUAAAAUUACCGAAGAUUCACAAGCCAUACAGCCUGAACAUAGAGAACAUUUAAUACCAAUAAUCGUACGUAUCUUGUAUGGUAAAAUGACAUCGAAAUUAGGAGCCGAUAAAAAAGGAGGUGGUCAAACAAGAAGAUCUUUAGUCAUGAGAUAUCUAAGUGGAUGUAACGAAAAUGAAUUGAAAAUGUUCAUUGAAAUGGCAUUCUCCUACAUGAAAGAGUAUAUGACUAUGACACCUAAAGAAAUUUAUACUGAAAUUUUCACAAACAUGAAUCUAAAAUCUGUGACAAGUCAAGGAAAAUUACAUAGUAUUUUGACGUUGUUCGAGGUUGUAAGAGAAUAUUUUGGAGGAUAUAUGGGUGACGAAUUCCUUUCCCAGUUUCUAAAAAUAUUUUUCGGGGUAUGUUGUACUGUAGCAAGUGUUUUGGCUCAAGUUGAAAAAGUUCAUGUUGGCUACGUUAAGGCAAUGAAAAAUCUCCGUGUACUUGCGAUCAAUAUUAUGGGAAAAUUAUUUGAUCGAUUUGAAAAGUAUGUGUGGAGUAAAGAAGAAUUGUUUGUAAUAUUUGAAACUUUAAUAUUCCCCCUUGCUCCCAGAUUACAUUUUGAGGGCGUCCAUUCACCGACUGCCUUGUUAAAGUUGUUUAAUACUUGGUGCCAAAACCCAAGAUAUUAUACCUUACUUGUAACAUGCUCAGAAAAUGACAAAUCUCUUUGUGCUCUGCCAUCGAUGUUUAAUCUUUUGCUAGCACCUAAAACUGCACCUGGAGUGGUUAAUAUGAUUUUAGAUAUGAUAGAAAAGCUCUUGACGUUAACGGAAGACGAAGAAGAUAAAGAAAUUGCGAAAAUAGAAUCAUUCAGUACUUUAGAAAUUUGUGAAAUUGAACGGAAUGACAUUAAUUUUGGAAGCAAAAUCUUGAUUCCACAUUUGCCAAAUAUUCUUGAAGUUAUGAAAAGACGAAUAGCUAAUACGGCGAAAUCUAAUACUGUUAACAGAAGAGAUCUCUUAAUAUUGUCUAGAGUAACAGAAAUGGUCACUACUCCUGAGAUGUGUGAUGAUUUAUUAAGUCUUUUAUUACCUAUAUUGGUUAAAAAAGUUUGCAUGAAUAUGGCUGAAGAGAAUAUGGAACAUGCAGUAAAUACUAUAAUAAACUUACUUGGACAUAGCACAAAUCCUCAGCGUUAUAUUAAAAAUAUUGCUGUUUUAUUCAAUAAAGUAGGUCCAGUAGAAGUUCGAAAACUUCUUUUUAAGUUAUUGUCGUCUAUAUCAGAAACUUCCAAAGAGAAUAAAGAAGAAUUAGCUAAAUUGGCACACGUGAUUAAAGAACUCAAUGCUUUUAAUAAAAGAUGGAUUGAACAACCCGAUUUUGAUCGUCGUAUAGACGCGUACAAACUGAUAUAUCAAAUGUUUGAUGCAGAUGAAAUAGACGUUGACCUGGCAAUUUUGAUCGUUAAUAACUGUUUCUACUUUAUACGCACAGAAAAAGACAUAGGGCUGCGUGACAAUGCAGGUUUAUGCUUAAAGAAGAUUUUACCUAAAUUACUUUUAAAAUAUCGAUCAAGUCCAGAUGGCCAAUUUUUAGUACGCGAUACAGUACUCUCAUUAAUAUCAACCGGUAUAAGGGACAGUAAAAACGACUUGUUAAGAAAUGAAAGUAUUAUGUUGUUGGGAGAAUUAGUCAGAGAAUGCCCAGAUGCGGACGUAGUGUUGUCUGAUUUAGUGCCUUUAGCUAAUAAAGAAGACAGAGAAGUUGAUUUUUUCGAAAACUCAUGUCACCUUCAACUUCACAGAAGAGUGAGAGCGUUACUAAAGUUCACUAAAGUUGCCAGAAAGAUGACGAAAUGUCCUACGCCAAGAACACUUACGAAUUUCAUUUUACCUCUUGCAUCAAUGUAUAUCUGUGACGAUAAAUACUCUGAUAAAAAUACGUUAAUCGAUGCUUGUAUAGAUGUAAUUUCUACAUGUUGUAGAUUGUUGCCAUGGUAUCAUUACGAAGUGAUACUAAAACUGUACCUAAAUAAAAUACGAUAUACUACAGAUCAUCAGAAACAGUUAACUCGUAUACUCAUGGGUAUAUUGGAUUCUUUUCAUUUCGAUUUUUCCAAAGCAAAGAAUAUUGAGUUGCCCAAAGCAUUGACAACAAAUAUACCUAUAAAAAAGAAGGAGGUAAGCAAAUCUGAAAAUAAAGUGCAAAACGGAACUAAUACAGAUUCUUCUGACGAAUCGGAAGAAGAACCAGAUGAACUUACCAAUAAAGAGCAAAAUGAAGAAGAUAUUCCUGAAAUUGAUAAUGAAUUGGUAGUUGACGAGAAAGAUGAAGAAGAUCAGACUAACAAGGACCUAUCUAAUAUACCAGCGUAUGAUAAGACAAGUAGUGUUUCACCAUCAGUGGCUAAUAGAAUAAUAAAAUCAUUGUCCUCGGGACUUUUGCCGCAACUUAAUCGAUCUAUUGGAAAAUUAACAGAACACGAAGGUUCCCACAAAGUGAACAGACGCCAUACAAGCGUAGCGCGGUUAGAAGAAGACAUGUUAAGAGUUCCAAUAGCGUUAGCUUUAGUAAAGCUACUCCAAAGAUUGCCCGGCGAUAUUUUAAAACACCAGCUACCGGGCAUUAUUAUCAAACUAUGCUCUUUCCUAAAAUCGCCAUUGAAACAAAUAAGAAGUACAGCUAGAGACAUUGUUAAGAAAAUCAUGUUGACUGUUGGUACAUCGUAUUUAGGCAUUUUACUUGAGCACUUGACCUUAUUGCUUACCAGAGGCUUUCAAGUUCACGUAUUAGUUGCUACAAUUCAUACUGUCUUAGAUGCUCUAAAAUCUGAUUUCAAACCUGACGAGAUGAAUGAAAAUCUCGAAUACAUAAUCGAUGUUUGCACUAAUGAUCUGUUUGGAUCAUUAUCUGAAGAGAAAGAAGUAGAUAAACUGCAUUACAAGACUCCAGAAGCUAAACCGAGCAAAAAAAGUUACGUGACCUUAAUGAUUGUAGCACAGAAUAUCACUGAAAAAUGUUUGAUCAACCUUCUUUUGCCGUUCAAAGAGGUUUUACAAAAGCACCAUUCGAAAAAAAUCGUUCUUAAAGUCCAAGAAGCAAUGAUGCAUAUAUCGAGUGGUUUGGUGACAAAUAAAUUUAUAGAAAUGGAAGACUUAUUUGUAUUUCUCCACGGUAUAGCGUCAGAGAGUAUACCAGAGUUUAUUCUGACCGCUCCAAAGCGUGAAUUGACAGAAGCUCAAAGGGAAAAGAUGUUACGAGCUAAACCUGAUUGCUUCAUAAUACCUGAAGCGCCGAAACGUAACAGGGAAUCCCAAGCGAAAAAUGUUAGGACGUCUUCGAAAACAAAUGCUCACGUACUUGUAGAAUUUAGCUUGAACAUUCUGUAUAUUAUACUCAAAAGAGAAAAGGUCCCAAGGAGUGAUUGUAAAGCAUUUGUCGAUCCAAUAGUACCACUUUUAGUAGAUGCUUUAAAAAGCGAUCAUGUGAAGGUGUCAACUGUUGCACUUAAAUGUAUUGCAACUUUAUGGACGAUUAGAAUUAGUACGCCGACUUUAGAAGAAAUGAUAAAGGAUAUUGUAAAGACGAUAUUUUCCAUAUUGCACAAGUACGCUACAUUUGAGAUUAGCACUCAAAAUGACAAUUACCAUCUAGUGCGAAACGCGUUUAAGGCUGUAACAGUUUUGGUGCGUAACGUAAAAUACUACAAUUUAGAGGCAGAUCAAUUGAAAAUGCUACUCCUUUACGCUGAGGAAGAUUGCCAGAAGCAAGAGAAACAGGCCAAUUCCUUCUCGUUACUGAAAGCCAUAUUGGAGGCCAAAUUAGUUUCAAAUGAAUUGCAUGAGGUUAUGGAAAAGGUUUCCAAGAUUUGCAUCCUUAGUGAAUCAGCAAAGUCAAGGGACGAAGCUCGUGCGAUAUUCGUGAGCUACCUCACCCACUACCAGCCCGGGAAACGGUUGGAGAAACACAUCCAGUUCUUUGUAGCUCAGCUGAACUAUGAGCUGCAACACGGCAGGGAGUCCUCCUUGAAGUUCAUUCAUAUGAUCAUUAAUAAGUUGAAUGUUGCGCAACUGAAAAGUCACGGGGACUACCUAUUCCUGUCGCUAGGCGCGUGUAUGAUCAACGACAGCGCGCCAGAGUGCAGACAGGCGGCGGCCACUUGUAUAGAGGCCAUGUUGAAGAAGUUCCCGCUGCUCGAGAGGAAUAAGCUGUUUGAUUUAGUGCUUGCCUUCUUUAAGGAUACUCAGCCAGUACAUUUUGAAUUAGCAGCCCAACUAAGCAUACGUUUUGUCAAUGUUGAAGAAGCUGAGUUUCAGAACCGCUUAAGCAAUGUUCUCUCUUUGAUUAGCGGUAAAAUACUCUUGCUCAACAACGACAUAGCGGAAGGUAGAUUCGUCAAAAUUAAACUCGACCACGGAGAAAAGAGUGACGAAGAACAGCAGAAGGAAAAAGAUCACAGUUUGAUACAAAUAUUGAAUUUAAUCGAUAAAAUUACUGUACAUUGCUCGGCUACUAUGAAUAAUAAAAAGUAUGUCAGUGAUUACGACGAUUUAGCGCAGCAAUGUCAAGCGUUAUUGGCAUAUCCUCACGCUUGGGUCAGAUUGCGCGCUGUCAAGAUUUUAGGGACGGUUCUGUCUCAUGUUAAUGUAGAGGAAUUGAAUGUGAAAGAAAGGGACAGCGAUAGAGGAUUUAUCUAUUAUGAUACAGAGGAUUCUUUGAGGAGUCUUGUUUUAGAUUUGUGUGCGCAGUACACGCCGAAUGUGGCUAAAGACAUGGCUGAUCAGGUAACAGCAGUCCUAUUCCAUAUAUUUAAACUAGUACACAGUAUGCCGUGUUUCGCGCUCACAAAGAAGGUACUAUCUGAAGAAACUCACGAGGACACCAACGCUAAAGUCAACAUUCGUUGGAUUCUAUUUAAAUUGAGGAAAGCUAUCAAUGCAGAAGUUGCUAAGGCUCCGACUACAUUUAAUAUUAGAACCGCAAUAUUCACAAUGUGGAUGCACAUAAUAAGUUCGCUGGAAUCAGAUGAGGUGAACACAAUAAUCGACGUCGUACUGCCGCCCAUCGUGAGGGAACUCUCCACCGGCGACGGGCCUUCGUCGGUCGCCAAACAGUUGGCGAGGAAAGUCGGCAAGAAGUUGAGAAGGAAAGUAGGGGAGAUUGAGUAUAGCAAGAUGGCUGCCGAAGUACAAUCUAGGUUGAACGUUAGAAGAGCUGAAAGGAAGAAGAUAUUACUGCAAGAAAAGGUCAAUAACCCGGAAAAGGCAGCGAAACGGAAACUCCAACUGAGAGAAAAAAAGAAACAGGCGAAGAAGAUAAAACUGGAAAUGCUUCACGGAAAGAGGCCGAGAGCUAAGAAGAGGAAAGCAGAAGAUGUUGAUAUUGAAGAUGAACUAUUAAAAGAUAAUGAGGAAUAAAGUAGCCUAUCUACUUACUUGAUUUUACUAAUGUUUUCUUUUACACACAGUUCAAAACUUUAUAGUAAUGUACAUAUAUUUGAUAACGUUAUGUAAAUAAAUAUGUUUAUUAUC